This is a messenger RNA of Stegodyphus dumicola, 1915 nucleotides long. Its product is annotated as suppressor of tumorigenicity 7 protein homolog. The record is from RefSeq and is a predicted model, not a curated record. Lineage: Eukaryota; Metazoa; Arthropoda; Arachnida; Araneae; Eresidae. Gene Ontology annotation, molecular function: protein binding.
GCAUUGCUACCUCAACGUCAACUGUGUAAAUUUCUUCCAUCAAACUGUCACAUAUGGCAACGCUGUUCCCGAUGUUUCCUAAUCAACAUGGAGUUGCAUUAUGGCGCGGUCUUUUAGUUAUUUGCUAUCCAUAGCGAAACGUUGGAUAACUUGGUCGUGGACAUAUUUGUGGUUACUCUGGCUUAUGCUCGUAGUUUUCCUUAUUUACGUUUUACGCGGUCCGCUGAAAAUUAACGAGAAUUUAAACAUGGCUUCUAUGUUCUUGAACACUCUGACUCCUAAAUUUUAUGUUGCUCUGACAGGAACAUCGUCCUUGAUAUCUGGACUCAUAUUGAUAUUUGAGUGGUGGUAUUUUAGAAAAUAUGGCACUUCAUUUAUUGAACAAGUGUCUCUGAAUCAUAUUUCUCCUUGGCUGGGUGGAGGAGAUAAUAAUGGAGAAACUACUUCAAAUGGUUCAUCAAGUAAUGAAGGCAAUGGAAAUGGUAAUUGUGGGAACUCUAACAACAAUCAACAAGCAGGUCCUGAAUGCAAGGUAUGGCGAAACCCUCUCAGUUUGUUUAGAGGAUCUGAGUAUAACAGAUUCCUGUGGACGACAAACAAAGAACCUUUAACAUAUUAUGAUAUGAAUUUAUCUGCUCAAGAUCAUCAGACUUUCUUCACUUGUGAAGCUGAUGCUAAUAAACCUGAAUAUGAAAUUAUGCAAACUGCUUGGAGGGAACGAGAUCCUGAAGCAAGAGUCAAAGCUGCCCAUCAAGCGUUGGAGAAAAAUGCAGAAUGUGCUCCUGCUUAUAUUCUUCUUGCUGAAGAAGAAUCUUCAACUAUCUUAGAAUCAGAAAAGCUUUUUCGUCAGGCUUUAAAGGUAGCUGAAGUUAACUACAGGAAAAGUCAACAAGUACAGCAUCAAGGUCCUACACAGGAAUCACUGCAUAGACGAGAUACAAAUGUUCUAGUGUAUAUUAGGCGGAGGCUUGCUAUGUGUGCCAGAAAGCUUGGAAAAUUAAGAGAAUCGGUGAAAAUUAUGAGAGAUUUGAUAAAAGAAUUCCCAAUGAUGAAUGUAUUCAAUAUUCAAGAAAAUUUAAUAGAAGCUCUGUUAGAAAUGCAAGCCUAUGCUGAUGUUCAAGCAGUUCUUGCCAAAUAUGAUGAUAUUAAUUUACCAAAGUCUGCUACAAUAUGUUAUACUGCUGCUCUUUUAAAAGCUAGGGGUGUCAGUGACAAAUUUUCACCUGAUGUAGCAUCUAAACGUGGUCUGAGCACAGCAGAAAUGAAUGCUGUAGAAGCAAUUCAUCGAGCAGUUGAAUUCAACCCACAUGUGCCAAAAUAUCUUUUAGAAAUGAAAAGUCUUAUAUUUCCACCUGAACAUAUUUUAAAAAGAGGUGAUAGCGAAGCAAUUGCCUAUGCAUUCUUUCAUUUGCCACAUUGGAAGAGGGUUGAAGGAGCUUUAAAUUUAUUACACUGCACAUGGGAAGGAACAUUUAGAAUGAUUCCAUAUCCCUUAGAAAAAGGACAUCUUUUUUAUCCCUAUCCAACUUGUACAGAAACUACAGAUAGGGAACUUUUACCUUCAUUUCAUGAGGUCUCAGUAUAUCCAAAAAAGGAACUGCCAUUUUUUAUCCUUUUCACUGCAGGGUUGUGCUCUUUUACAGCCUUAUUGGCACUGCUCACGCAUCAGUAUCCAGAGCCAAUGGGGACUUUUGCAAAGAAUUUACCCGGUAGGGAGCAGAGCAUUAAUGCAAUCAGUUGGUUAUCCCUUCCGCUGGGUUACUUACUGGAAAAAGUAGAAGCAAUGUUGCCAUCAAGUCUUUUACAUCAGUUAUCUCGUAUUUAAGACAUGUUUCUGUGUGAAACCAUUUCAUCAUUCAUUUUUUGUUGGACAAAGCUUUCUGAUCAUGCAUAAAUUAAAAACAUUUGAAUUCAA